AGAAAUCAAAAGAACAUGAUCCUCACAGUGCUGCCUGCUUUGUCCAGCUGACCAAUCUGUGUUUUUCUGUGUUUGAGGUGGAAUAUACGGCUAAGUUGAUGUUGACGUGAAUUUGAAAACAUGGAGGCAUCUGAUGACAAAGAAGAGGAAGUUCCCUGCUCUGAAAACACUUUAUGCAAGGAACAAGAGGGCAAGAGGAAACAACAGAAAGAAGAACCCAGACCAACCUGUCUGUCCUUUAAGAGCAGCCACUCAAAAGAACCCUUUAUUAGUUUUAAUCUUGACCAACCUUCAGAUGCAAAAAGACUUGACCAGAUCUCUGACGUUGGUCAACCUCCCCCUGAGCAUCAAAUGCAGCUGGGCUCCAUAAUUAUGGAACUGGAGAAAAAGAUUGUGAUGUUUGUGAAGGACGAGCUGAAGGAAAUCCAAAAGGUCUUGUGUUCAGAUUACCUCGAAUGUUCUGAGGGUCUGGAAGAGGAUGAGAGGGUGUCUGGAAAUAAGGAUGAAAAGCAGAGCAGCAGGAGCAGUAGAGAGGCAUUUUUAAAGAUCACUGUUGACUUCUUGAGAAUGAUGAAUCUGGAUGACCUAGCUGACCUUCUGCAGAGCAAGUCAUUCAUCACAUAUCAACAAACACUAAAGUCUAACCUGAAGAAGAAGCUCCAGUUUGUGUUUGAAGGAAUUGCUAAAUCAGGAAAUCAAACAUUUCUAAAUCAGAUUUACACAGAGCUCUACAUCACAGAAGGAGACUCUGGAGAUGUCAAUAAGGAACAUGAGGUCAGACAGAUUGAAUCAGUGUCCUGGAAACCAGACAGACCAGAAACAACAAUUAGACAUGAAGACAUAUUUAAACCCUCACCUGAAAGAGAUGAACCAAUCAGAGCAGUGAUGACAAAGGGAGUGGCUGGCAUUGGGAAAACAGUCCUGACACAAAAGUUCACUCUGGACUGGGCAGAAGACCAAACCAACCAGGACAUUCAGUUCACGUUUCCAUUCACAUUCAGAGAGUUGAAUCUGUUAAAAGACCAGCAGUUCAGCUUGGUGGAUCUUGUUCAUCAUUUUUUUAGUGAAACCAGAGGGAUCUCCAGGUUUGAAGAGUUAAAGGUUGUGUUCAUCUUUGAUGGUUUGGAUGAGAGUCGACUUCCACUGGACUUCCACAACAACGAGAUCCUGACAGAUGUAAGAAAGUCCACUUCAGUGGAUGUUCUUCUGACAAACCUCAUCAGCGGGAACCUGCUUCCCAAAGCUCACCUCUGGAUAACCACACGACCUGCAGCAGCCAGUCGAAUUCCUCCUGAGUUUGUUGGCAAGAUGACAGAGAUCAGAGGAUUCACUGACCCACAGAAAGAUGAGUACUUCACCAAAAGAUUUAAAUAUAAGAAGAAGGCCAGAAUGGUAAUCUACCAUAUAAAGAAAUCAAGAACUCUCCACAUCAUGUGCCACAUCCCAAUCUUCUGCUGGAUCACUGCUACAGUUGUGGAAGACAUGUUGAACAAGAAAGAUGAGGAGCUGCCAAAGACCCUGACUGAGAUGUACAUUCACUUCCUGGUAGUGCAGAACAACCUAAAGGUCAUCAAGUAUGAUGGCCUUCAGUGUGAGACAGAUUCACACUGGAGUGCAGAGAGCCGGAAAAUGAUCGAGUCCUUGGGAAAAUUGGCUUAUGAACAGCUGAUGAAAGGAAACGUGAUUUUCUAUGAAUCAGACUUGGCUGAGUGUGGCAUUGGCAUCAGAGCAGCUUCAGUGUGCUCAGGAGUGUUCACAGAGAUCUUCCGAGAAGAGAGAGGACUGUACCAGAACAAAGUCUUCUGCUUUGUCCACCUGAGCGUUCAGGAGUUUCUGGCUGCUCUGCAUGUUCACCUGACCUUCAUCAAAUCUGGAGUCAAUCUGCUGGCAAAAGGUGAAACGAAAUCCAAGGAAUUGGAAAAAAGAAAGCAUGAAUCUCCAGAGAUAAUGUACAAGAGUGCUGUGGACAUGGCCCUAGAGAGUCCAGAUGGACACCUGGACUUGUUCCUCCGCUUUCUACUUGGUCUUUCACUGGAGACCAAUAAGCGUCACUUAAGAGGCUUUGUGGCACAGACAGAAGAAAGUUUAGCAAUUAAUAAAGACACAGCCCAGUACAUCAAGGAGAAGUUGAAUCAUCAUGGUGUUGAGAAAAUCAUCAAUCUGUUCCACUGUCUAAGUGAACUAAAUGAUCAGUCUCUGAUGGAGGAAAUUCAACAAUCUUUAAAUACAGGAAGUCUUUCAGCACACCAGCUGUCUCCUGCUCAGUGGUCAGCACUGCUCUUCAUCCUACUUUCAUCAGAAAAAGGUCUGGAGACAUUUGACAUGAAAAAAUACUUUGCUUCAGAGAAUGCUUUACUGAGGCUGCUGCCAAUGGUCAAAAUCAUUAGCAAAGUUAUACUGAGUGGGUGUAACCUCUCAGAGAGAAGCUGUGAAGCUCUGUCCUCAUUGCUCAGCUCAACAUCCUCUAGUCUCAGAGAUCUGGACCUGAGUAACAAUGACCUGACAGAUUCAGGAGUGAAGCUGCUGUGCAAUGGACUGAUGAGUCCCAACUGAGAACUCAAAAUUCUGAGGCUUUCAGGCUGCCUGAUCACAGACGAAGGCUUUGCUGCUCUGGCCUCAGCUCUGACUAUGAACCCGUCUCACCUGAAGGAGCUGGACCUGAGUUUCAAUUAUCCUAGAGAGGCAGGAAUGGAGAGGCUAGCAGCUAUACUGAAGAAUCCAAGCUUCAGGCUGGAGUCUCUCAACAUGGAACCUGGAGGAGAAAGAUGGUUGACACCAGGUCUGAGGAAGUAUUCCUGUCCACUAACAGUCGACCUAAACACUGUAAACAGAUUUCUCAAACUGUCUGACAAAAACAGGAAGGUGACACUUGUGGAGGAAGAGCAGCCGUAUCCUGAUCAUGCAGACAGAUUUGACCUCAAUCAGUUGCUGUGUACUGAUGGUCUGACGGGUCGCUGUUACUGGGAGGUUGAGUGGGGUGGGAAAGUCUAUGUAUCACUGAGUUACAGGGGAAUCAAUAGAAAAGGAGUAAAUGACGAUUCCUGGUUUGGACUGAAUGAUAACUCCUGGAGUCUAGUCUGCUCUGAUGAUGGUUACACUGUUUGGCACAAUGGAGAAAAAGCUUUCAUCCCCGUCUCUUCCUACUCCUCGUCUCCCUCUGGCAGAGUAGCGGUGUAUGUGGACUGUCCUGCUGGGACUCUGUCCUUCUACAGAGUCUCUUCAGAUACACUGAUCCACCUCUACACUGCCAACACCAAAUUCACUGAACCUCUUUAUCCUGGAUUUGGAUUUGAGUACAGGACAGGUUCUUGGAUGUCUUUGUGUUCACUUUAAGCUCCCAAGUUUUAGUUAUUGUCAUCAUUCAUCGUGACUAAACUGUCACAAUAAAUAUAAUGUAUUUUUCCAGACUUUUAGUCGUUCCAGAGGAUAAGUCACAUCAAUCAAAAAUCACGUCACACAGAAGUAGAGUUUAGAACAUUUCUGAAAAAUCCAACCUGACCCAGCCUGAGCCUGUUUACAAUGUGUCCGAGCCCGACCUGACUAACUUUGUUGGCCCAAAUUAAACCCGAUUUAUUAUUUUAAUCAAGAUUUUGCUGUUUCGUUUUUAGAUUAUAAUUUGAGCAUAGCAGUGUAAAUUCUGCUGUUUUUAGCUUUUGCUUAACACCUUUCAGCUCCAUCUUGUUGCUUGUUUUAACUACAUGAGUCAAGUGCAAAUCAUCUGAGAUGUGUGACUGAUAAAAUUAGAGCAGAAAGGGGUUACAUGUGCAUUAGUGCACUGCACUUUUACACUCCAAUUAACUUCUGCCUUUUUCCUUUCAUCAAUAAAAUAAAUUACCUCUUCCAGUAUUAAGACUAUAAUAAGCUGAUUAGCACAACUUCAUAUCCUGCAUUCUCGUUUGAUUUUCUCUGUGCUGUAUGAAUUGUGGGCUUAUUAAAUGCACCACAGCAGCUAGAGCCAACCAUCAAGCAGAUCAUUUUUGGCCUGACCUGUUCCACAUUUUGGGUCAGGUUCCAGUUGAGCUUGGGCCAUAAAUCUAAACUCAACACUGGACUAAAAGACACAUCUAUUUAGAAAGUCUUAAAUGUGAGUGGGACCUCGUCCAAGUUGAUUUGAUCCUACAUGUUGAGUUCAGUUGCCUGUUUUUCAACAAACUAAUGGAAACUGUUGAGUUUGGCUUGAAAGUCGGAGCACCGAUGUCUGCGCUCUGAGAGGCUGUUGCAUUGCAUGAAGUGGUAACAGCAAGAAGGCCCAUCUGUAAAGUAAUUUAUAUCAAUUUCUUUGGCAACUACCAGGGUGUGGAGAUGUAGCUCCACCAUUGACAAGCCUCUUCCAUCAACACGUUCUUCAAUAACACAUUUGUGGACUCGUUUCUCAGGCUCUGGCCAUCUUGCUUUCACUCCGGAUUAGCUUUCUUCACAGAUGGUAAUGUUAACUCCUCAGUUCAUGUCCAUCAGUAUAACAUUUAACACAUGAAUCAAAAAUGCAUCAUGAAGAGGGAAAAAGUUGCACCUGAUUAUAAGUCGCAGGAGCACCAAACUAUGAAAAAAAGCGUGAUAGUCUGAAAAAUAUGGUAAACAGAACUUUGAUCUUUAGACAAAAACUGAUCAAUCAUUCAAUAAAUUGGCAGCUGUUAAAAUAAGCCAGUCUUUUCUUCCUGUUAAUCCAUCCAUCCAUCCAUCCAUCCAUCCAUCCAUCCAUCUUCUUCCGCUUAUCCG
Messenger RNA from Xiphophorus maculatus (southern platyfish), 4716 nucleotides. RefSeq names its product NACHT, LRR and PYD domains-containing protein 7-like. The record is from RefSeq and is a predicted model, not a curated record. Lineage: Eukaryota; Metazoa; Chordata; Actinopteri; Cyprinodontiformes; Poeciliidae. Gene Ontology annotation, molecular function: protein binding.